Bipolaris victoriae FI3 is the source of this 921-nucleotide messenger RNA. RefSeq lists its product as hypothetical. The transcript is spliced from 2 exons. The record is from RefSeq and is a predicted model, not a curated record. NCBI's taxonomy places the organism in Eukaryota, Fungi, Ascomycota, Dothideomycetes, Pleosporales, Pleosporaceae. The coding region runs from base 1 to 921 and encodes 306 amino acids.
AUGGUCAAGAUCGCGCUUGCGGGUGGCACAUCUGGCAUUGGCCUGGCCAUCCACAAUGUUCUAAAAGCCGAGGAUAUGCACGAAUAUGUCAUCUUCACCCGGACACCUAGCGAUGAUGCAAAAGCUAUAGUUGUUGAUUACACCUCGACCUCUGGUCUCGCGGAGGCGUUGAAGGCGCAGUCCAUCCACACGGUCAUAUCUGCGCUGUCCAUUGGAGACGAGUCGAGCGGCCAGGCGCAGUUGAAUCUGAUUGAGGCAUCUGUCGGUGCUGGGUGUGUGAAGCGGUUCAUUCCCAGCGAGUUCGGUGCCGACUACCAUAAAGAAAUGGUCAAACAUCCACCUUCAUACACGUACAAGUUCAAGGCUCGUGAAGCGCUCGCCAAGACAGACUUGGAGUACAGUCUCGUCUGCAUUGGCAUCUUUCUUGAUUUCUGGGGCUACCCUCAUGUUCGCAGUGUGCUGGACCCGCGCAAGAUUGUUGGCAUAUUCAUCGAUUUGGCUCACAAUUUUGCUGCCAUACCGGGAGACGGCGAGACCUCUAUGGUCUUCACGCAUACCGCGGAUACGGCACGCUUCGUUGUUGGCAUGAUGGAUGUUCCCAAUUGGCCUGAAUCAGCUUUCUUCGCUGCCGAUCGCCUUACUCUAAAGCAAUUUGUGCAGCGCGCCGAGCAGACAAAGGGUGUGAAAUUCGAAGUCCACUAUGAUACGGAGGAGGACAUUCGAGCAGGCAAGAUGACCCUGCCACCAAAUGUAAGGGAAUGGUUGCCCAGUCCGGAAUGGAUCCCGAUGUUUUCGGCUGCCGCGUUGUCAUAUUUGGGAGGUGGCUUUGAUAUGGAUAUGACAAAGUGCAAAAACGACUGGUUUCCUGGGAUUAAACCGCUCAAAGUCCAGGAUGUCAUCGAUGCGUGGAACGGAAGAUAG